GAGGUUAUCAGGCGCCCGCCGUCUUCCUCAAAACCUCGUCUGGUGUUGUCCCAUUGUUCAUCUUACCACGCCAUCAAAAUCAUGUGGCAAAUCCUUGUCCUGGCCCUUCUCAUCCUCCCACGAGCCGCGCAACAAACAGCAUUGCCUCCCCGUCAGUCUGCCGAGGCCGCCGACGAGGUCCGCAAUGCAAACCAUGUGUUCAACGCCAUCCACUCCUCUAUGCGGCAAUGGGGCUCAUCCUUCCAUCAUAAUGGCAUGUCGCUUUUCCCAGCCCUGAUCCCAGCUGGAACGCAGUUCUAUCAUGGCAACCCAAACAAAGAGCCCGUCCAAGGCCUAGAAUGGCUAGCAUUUGAGCCCGAACAUGCUAUCAAUUUUGCAAGAAAGUUCCACAGGCCACCAAAAGGUGUGCCGCCACCGAGGGGCAAGGAGGUGGAGUAUGCCACUGGGCCUCAUUUUCGCAACGCAAAGCACGACACGAGCUUCUCGGCUCCGAAAGGAGAACAGGCCUCUCUAAAUCCCCCGCCCAAAAGUCAUGAUCGCGGGCCCGAUAGGCCUCCCGUCGACCCAGGCUGGCUACACACUUACCGAACCAAAGAGAUAACUCCGCUGCUUUACAUCGACGGCACCUCAGCUGGUAAAUGCGACAAGGGCACCCUGGAUUCACAAGACAUUCUGCUGCUGAAUGCAACCUCCGAGGACGGUGGUAUGGCAUGGGAGAGACAACGAGCAGAUGGCCUCUGCAAACUGGCCAAUGAGCGUUGGCAUGGCAAGAUCAAGGGUUUCAUUCGCAUGGAGGCCGGUUUCGAGAUUAUUAUGUGCUCCUUCUCUGACUCGUUGGAUUUUGUGCAAUCGGUCAGGGCCGGCCCAUUUUCUCCAGACGAGGCGGUAUCAGAUACCAACGAGAAAGGCUUCGGUUGGGAAGUGUGGAAAUGGAUCAAAUUCGUCGCGGCUCGCUAUGACGGCAUUGGCGGUGGCAGAGUGAAGCUAGACUACGAUCACUUUGUGUCUGCAUAUACCUAUGACCUCGACCUGUUCCAAGGCGAAACCGACCUGCCUAGGCUGGAAAACCUUUCCGCCUCAGCCCUGGAAAAAGUCCGGGAAGACGUAGACAGAAUGGUUGAGUCCUUUGAUCCAGUCAGUACCUUGGACGACAAGAGCUCUGUCAACUGGCAGGGCAUUGCAGAUAUGGUCGUUGAGCGGUAUGCUGGGCUGCUGAAGUACCUGGUGGGAGGCACUUUGACAAGUGCUGAAGACCUUUUUGAGGAGCUGGAGCUGAAUCUACGCGUCUUUGUCGACUCAGACGCACGAAACACAACGGCCGAGGUGAAUCGCUGUGUGGCCCAGUUCAAUCCGGUCGGGGGCUACACCACGAACUCAAUUGCCGGCCGCUCGAUUCGGAGUGUAACGAAAAAAAUCUGCGAGACUCUGUUCGCGGCGUUCAACGCGAACGUCACGCUAUCGCAGUCAAUGGAGAACCUGCGGUCGCUCAUCGAGUACUUGGAUUGGUCAGUCUGGAAAAGGUGUCCUCAAUGUGCAUUCAACGAGGUCUGUUUCAUACCAAUGUGGCCAUUCGGCAACGUGGAAGAUCGGGAGCACCCACGCUGUAGGAAUUCCAGCGAGCUGAACGGAAGGAUGGGUUACUGGGGCAAUCCCCGUUUCCACGAGAAGGACGUCGGGUUUUGAGAAGUUCCAAUGUGCUUCGGAUGGGUUCGAAAUUUACCGUGUUGGAUCUGUACAAUGUAGCAUCAUCUCGUUCAAGCGCACAACUGGAAAGGCGACAGGUUUGAUGACAUAGAUCUGGAACAAACUCGUUCGAUAGUUCAAGGACUAUCCCUGGAUAGAGAUAUUGUACCUAUGGACAUCAUUGUAUG
Molecule: messenger RNA, 1871 nt
Organism: Cladophialophora immunda
Lineage: Eukaryota; Fungi; Ascomycota; Eurotiomycetes; Chaetothyriales; Herpotrichiellaceae
Exons: 1
Coding region: 82-1683 (533 amino acids)
Source: RefSeq, a predicted model, not a curated record